CAAUGAGCGGUCAGCCGGAACGACCGCGUCUCCCGCGCGCCCCAAUGCUUGUUGUGGUUGCUGCAUGACAGCUCAAUAUGAACCGUUCCACUCACUUUUAACGUAUUUAUCAUAUAUACUUUAGGUUUAAUUCAACCUUUUUUUUUAAGUCUGACCGAGCAGCAGACAUGGCGGGAGUUAUCCGCCGGCUGGACGAGACGGUGGUUAACCGCAUCGCAGCGGGAGAAGUCAUCCAGAGACCCGCUAACGCCAUAAAGGAGAUGCUAGAGAACUGUUUGGAUGCAAAGUCGACUAAUGUCCAAGUGACGGUGAAGGAAGGUGGUCUGAAGCUCAUCCAGAUCCAGGAUAACGGCACCGGCAUCAGGAAAGAAGACAUGGAUAUAGUGUGUGAACGGUUUACCACCAGCAAGCUGCAGAGUUUUGAGGACCUUUCUGCUAUUUCCACCUAUGGUUUCAGAGGGGAGGCACUGGCCAGUAUCAGCCAUGUGGCCCAUGUGACCAUUACAACCAAAACAAAGGAUGCAAAGUGUGCCUACAGAGCCAACUACAGUGAUGGGAAACCAAAAGGGCCCCCCAAACCCUGUGCUGGGAACCAGGGCACACAGAUACUGGUGGAGGACCUGUUCUACAACGUGUCCACGAGGAGGAAGGCGCUGAAGAGCCCAGGAGAAGAGUACGCCCGGAUCGUGGAGGUGGUGAGCAGGUACGCUAUACACAACUCGGGGAAAAGCCUUUCUGUCAAGAAGCAAGGAGAGACGGUGGCAGACGUGCGGACCCUCCCCGGCGCGUCCGUCGUGGAUAACAUCCGAGGGGUGUUUGGCAACGCGGUCAGCCGGGAGUUGAUUGAAGUCGGCUGCGAGGAUGCGAAGUUCGCCUUCAAGCUGAAGGGCUACAUCUCCAACGCCAACUACUCUGUGAAGAAGUGCAUCCUGGUCCUCUUCAUCAACCAUCGUCUGGUGGAGUCGAGCGCCUUGAAGAAAGCCCUGGAGACGGUCUACGCCGCCUACCUCCCCAAGAACACGCACCCCUUCCUCUACCUCAGCCUGGAGAUCGCCCCCCACAACAUUGACGUGAACGUGCACCCCACCAAACACGAGGUCCACUUCCUGCACGAGGACAGCAUCAUCGAGAGCGUCCAGAAACACGUGGAGAGCAAACUGCUGGGCUCCAACUCCUCGCGCACCUACUUCACCCAGACGAUGCUCCCGGGCCUGUCGGUGUCGGAGGUGAAGCCCCCCUCCUCCUCCUCCGCCCGGGGGGACGCCGCGGGGGCGGAUCCGUCAGACCGCGUCUACGCCCACCAGAUGGUGCGGACCGACUGCCGUGCCCAGAAGCUGGACGCCUUCCUCCAGCCCAGGGAGAAGACCGCCCCGGGUCCCAGUGGGGCCGGGGGGGCGUCCGGUACCGGCGGGGGCGGGGCCGGGGCCGUGUGGGCGGAGUCGGGGGCGGAGAUGGAGGCGACGGAGGAUGCUGCCCUGCUGGAGGCCCUGGGGGAGGUGGGGGAGGUGGGGGAGGUGGGCGAGGACAUGGAGCCGGCCUUCAGAGGCAGCACCACCACCCCAGACCAGCCCAGAAAGCGCCCCAGGACCAGCCAGGAGGAGAGGGAGGAGCUAACAGCAGCAGCCACGCCCAGGAGGCGUGUCAUCAAGCUGAACAGCAUCAAGGAGCUGCGGACUGAGAUCUCUGAAGGCACCCACAAAGGUCUUCAGGAGAUGCUGCAGAACCACUCGUUUGUGGGCUGCGUCAACCCCCAGUGGACCCUCAUCCAGCACCACACCAAGCUCUACCUGCUCAACUCCACCAAGCUCAGCCAGGAGCUCUUCCGUCAGAUCCUGAUCUAUGACUUUGGGAACUUUGGUGUUCUCCGGCUGUCGAGCCCCGCCCCGCUGUACGACCUGGCCAUGCUGGCGCUGGAGUCGGAGGAGAGCGGCUGGACGGAGGAGGACGGGCCCCGGGAGGGCCUGGCCCAGUACAUCACCGACUUCCUCAGGAACAAGCACGAGAUGCUUGAGGACUACUUCUCCCUGGAGAUAGACCAGGACGGGAACUUGACCGGCCUGCCGCUGCUGCUCGACCACUACAGCCCCGUGAUGGAAGGGCUGCCCAUGUUUAUCCUGCGCCUAGCAACAGAGGUGAACUGGGACGAUGAGAAGGAGUGCUUUGGGGACUUUGCCAAGGAGUGCAGCCAGUUCUACGCCAUCAGGAAGCAGUUCAUCCUGGAUGCGGAGCCCGGAGAGGAGCCGCAGGAGGGUGAGGGCGGCUCGUGGCGCUGGAAGGUGGAGCACGUGGUCUUCAAGGCGCUGAGGAGCCUCUUCUCCCCGCCCAAGAGCUUCAGCGAGGACGGCAGUGUGCUGCAGAUCGCCAACCUACCCGACCUCUACAAGGUGUUCGAGAGGUGCUGACAUCCCCGACCUCUAGGAGUGGCUGACCUCUGACCCUAACCGCUGACCUCAACAAGGUGUUGGAGAGGUGCUGAGGAUGUGGAGAAUGUCUGGAGAACACGUGUCCGUUUUGAGAUGUCCUGUCUAACAUGUUCCGCUUUAUAUUGUGUACUCUUCAUGUGAAUAAAUGUUGUUCUUUAAA
Messenger RNA from Gadus macrocephalus (Pacific cod), 2583 nucleotides. RefSeq names its product mutL homolog 1, colon cancer, nonpolyposis type 2 (E. coli) (gene mlh1). The record is from RefSeq and is a predicted model, not a curated record. Gene Ontology annotation, molecular function: ATP hydrolysis activity; mismatched DNA binding; ATP-dependent DNA damage sensor activity. The transcript is spliced from 19 exons. Bases 168 to 2402 code for a protein of 744 amino acids. Gene Ontology annotation, cellular component: MutLalpha complex. Gene Ontology annotation, biological process: mismatch repair. Lineage: Eukaryota; Metazoa; Chordata; Actinopteri; Gadiformes; Gadidae.